AAUAUAGAGCAAUAAAGCAAUGCAUCGGCGCACACAAGGCAAUGAGCCACUCCACCCCCUUUUAAAUCACUUGUGACCUUCCACGGAGAGGUCACAAGUUUGACCCCCCCCCCCCCCUGCCAGCCAGACCUAUUAUAUCACAUGCAGCCCGUUACAUUGUAAUUCAGGACUAAUCUCAUCUGCCCCUGUUAUGGACUCCAGCGCCCAGGGAUUACAGGCGCAUAUUCAGGGAUUACAGAGUUUGGAUGCUGAGGAACGUCAGGUUCGGAUUAUGUCAGCCAUAACGGACAGGAGCCACAGAGGAAGAGCAGGUCAUACGACCAGGUACCCUGCAGGAGAGGCUGUCGCCUCUGUGCCACUACAACGCUCCUCACGGAACAGUGGCCAGUGGACCGACGGGGCCAUCCGAGGUCUGGAGUUUGUCAUUCCUUUAAUUAAGCAGGAGUCAAUACUCAAAGAAAACCUUGCCUUUUCCAAGUUGUCCAUGACGACAAAUACCGACAGAAUUGAGAAUGUAUUUGAACGGAAGUAUCGUCUACGCCGAGAAGAAUAAGAAGAAAACAAAAGGGAAAUUGUUAUGGAAAGGAGCCCAGCACAAGGCCAUCUCCCGACACGUCGAAGCCUUCCCGCCUGCCUUCCCAAAAGCGGAAAAACACGGAAAAAAGGUGGCGCAGAGAGAAGGGAACAAAGAGAACCGGUCCGAGGCGGAUGUCUCGGAGGUCCAGGGAGAGGUGAAGCGAAGAAGCGUGUUUGAGAAGGCCGUCUAUGACCUGAAGCACUGCGAGAGGGUGAUGGACGAGGUGACCUUCGGGCGCAGGGUGUCUCUUUAUGAGCUACGAGGGGAGAUCGGGUCUGGAAACUUCUCCCAGGUCCGACUCGGGAUACACGACCUGACCAAUGAGAGGGUGGCGGUGAAAAUCCUGGACAAGGCACGUUUUGAGAAGCAGAGCCAGGAAUUGUUCCACUCGGAGAUCUCUUGCAUGCAGAAGCUGGCCCAUCCGAACGUUGUGCGCUUGUAUGAGGUGGUGGAGACCUUCAAGAGACUCUACCUGGUGAUGGAGUAUGCAGACGGAGGAGAGCUUUUCUCCCACAUCUGCACCAGUGGGCGCCUGUCAGACCUUGAGAGCAAGCUCACUUUCGCCCAGGUGCUGUCUGCAGUCAAACACAUGCACGACAGUGACAUCGUCCACCGGGACCUAAAGGCCGAGAACGUCUUCUUCACGGCCAGCCGCUGCGUCAAGGUGGGCGAUUUCGGCUUCAGCACCGCCUGCGGCCGCGGCGACGCCCUGGCCACCCCCUGCGGCUCCCCUCCCUACGCCGCCCCAGAGCUCUUCGGACAGAAGGCCUACGUGGGCCAGAGCGCCGACGUCUGGGCCCUGGGCGUGCUGCUCUACUUCAUGGUGAGCGGCGCCCUGCCGUUCGCCGGCACCAACCUGCACACGCUGCGCAGCUCCAUCCUGCUCGGGGGCUUCGCCGUGCCGGCCCACGUGCCCCGGCCCUGCCAAAGACUCCUCACCGACAUCCUGAGGCGGGUGCCGGCCGACCGGCCGACCGUGGAGCAGAUCAUGGCCUGUGAUUGGCUGCGGGGGGUGGAGUACCCGCGGGCCUUCCUGCCGCCGGGCCUCACGCCGGGACACCUGGCCGACGCCUCCCACGUGCUGAACGCCGACGAGACGGACGCCAAGGCGGCUCUGGCGGCGCUGGGCGUCACGGAGCUCCACCUCCUCCGUGACCGCAGCCCGGAGCUGCGGGGCGCCAUCACGGGGACCUACAGGGUGCUGCACCACCGCAUCCAGAAGAGGAGGUCCGCGGAGGCCCUGGGGUACCACGGCGUCGGGUCCCGCGUGUCGCUGGGCGGAUUGGGGCAGGAGCGCGUCGACGCCGGGGGCGGGGGCGGCCGGCGGCUCACGGUGGUCUGUGUGAUCAUGUAGGGUCUGCUAAGGUGGAGGACAUGGCCGUGGGUGGGGCCCCACGGGUAGCUGAUGCUACUGUGGUUUACUCAGGUGGACACAUAAAGUAAUAGCAGAUAUCGCUAUCUCGGAAUACUGGGCAAUAUCCCAUGAUUGAGAUCUCAAACUCUGGGAUAUUGCGUGACGUUCGUGUCGUCACGCUACUAAACACUAAUGAACCGCUUAUAAAAACAAAUGAAUCCCAGCAAAAAGUGUUAUCUUGUUUAUUUGUGUUCACGUGUAGUGUAUACUAAAACAAUUAUUCACCUCAUUCACCUCAUUCACCUUAUUCACCUUUGGGGAAUAAUAAAUAAAUAAAAAUAUCGACAAAGUUACCUGUUCCCUGCGUCAAAAGGCACUUUAUUGAAAAAAAGAAUGAAUGCAUUGCAGCUUCUCAGUUGGUGCUUCGGAACCAUACAACAUGCAUGCACUUUGUAUUUUAAAUCUCUUGUAAAAUGAAUUACUGUUGUGUGGGAGUUAAUGUGUUACUUAAAAUGUCAUUUUUUGCAUUUUGAUGUACAUUUGAUUUUCAUAGUGGGGUUCUUUUUUCAAAUAUUUAGUCUAGUGUUUAGCAAAAGAACAUUUUGUCUAGUGUUGGGCCGAACAACUUUAUCAAACCACAUGGAUGAUGUUUUUAAUAUGUAGACCACAGCUGAAAUUAAAUGGAGGUUUUACAGUCUAUGGUCAGAACCUACAAAGAAAUUCUGGACACAUUUUUGAUCCUUUUAAAGACUUGAGGUUUAUUUUCUACAAAUGUUGAAUUCAAAUGAUUCUUAGCCUAGACAAUUAUUAACAUUAUGCAUUGCCGUCUGUCAGUAGAACCGAAAGUGCACACAAAUCGUUAAGGCUAAGAAAUUACCAAGGCAAUCCUGUAUUUUCAUAUUUUGGGGGGUUUAAGUAAUGUUUGACUUUUUUAAAUACAGAUUUUUCAUGCAAAUUAAUAAAAGUUUCAAACUAUUGAUGGACUACUUUGAAAAUGUUGGAAAAUACACCACAUUCCCAAGGGAUGUGA
Molecule: messenger RNA, 2961 nt
Organism: Gadus macrocephalus (Pacific cod)
Lineage: Eukaryota; Metazoa; Chordata; Actinopteri; Gadiformes; Gadidae
Product: serine/threonine-protein kinase NIM1-like
Exons: 4
Coding region: 513-1931 (472 amino acids)
Biological process (GO): protein phosphorylation; microtubule cytoskeleton organization; intracellular signal transduction
Cellular component (GO): cytoplasm
Molecular function (GO): ATP binding; tau-protein kinase activity; protein serine/threonine kinase activity
Source: RefSeq, a predicted model, not a curated record